AAUAAGGCAAAAUUAAAUUGUAAAUUAUGGCAAAAUCCUAUUUCACAUGCCUAAUAUUAAAUCAAUAAAGAAAAAUAACGAAGAUAUUCCGAUUCCGAAUAUUCGUAAAUGUCUAUUUAAAUCUCCAACAGCACUUAACAAAGAUGCCAAUAAACAAAAGAUAUUGAAAGAGAAAACUAAACAAAACUUAAAUAAUUUAAAAGAAAUUUUAAAAUCUUUAGAUGAUGAUGAAUGGCAAUAUAUUCCAUUUGAAGAACUAAUUUGCAAAAAAAAUAAAAAAUAGUAUACUUAUGGGAAAAAAAGAAAUAUUAAAAUACGAAGGAAGUAGUUAUUUCAGACAGAGAAUAGUCUUAGCCACUUUAACAAAUCAACCUAUAAAAAUUAAAAACAUAAAUGCCAAAGAUCUAAAUCCAGGAAUAAAGGAUUAUCAUAUAUCAUUUAUACGUAUUUUAGAUGAAAUUUCAAAUGGCUGUAUAAUAGAAUUUAAUGAAACAGGCACGGAGCUAUUUUAUAAACCCGGACUAUUAACGGGAGGCGCAUUCGAACAUUCGUGCAACGAGCAAAAAUCUAUCGGAUAUUACUUGGAAGGACUCAUAUGUUUGGCACCAUACGUUAAAAAUCCAAUAAAAGCGAGGCUUACCGGAGUUACCAACGAUAAUUCAGAUCCAUCUGUCGACUCCAUAAAAUACUCCACCCUACCCCUGUUCGUAAAAUUUCUUCACUUGGAAGAAUCCGCCCUAUCCUCCGAGCUGGACAUAAAAAUAGUCAAAAGAUGCUUACCCACCAAUCAAGCGGGCAAUAAAAUGGGCGAGAUCAUUUUUACUUGCCCUGUCUACAACGUGAAUCCCGUGACUAACAAGGCUAUAGAUCUCUGGCCUUCCACAAGUAGCGAUGCAAAUGGAUGCUCCGAAAUUGACGAUGAAGAAGGAAAUGAUAAUUUAGAAAUUAGCGAUGCGUUGAAAGACUACCAGAUUACGAAGGUGAGGGGUGUGGCCUACACUUUAAAGGUGUCCCCCAAUAUAACCACCAGACUGAUAACCGAGUCCCAAAAAAUACUCAAAGCUAUCGGAUGUACGAACGCUUAUAUCAGAACAGAUAAUUACAAAAAAUCACAAUGCGGCUACUCUCCUGGGUUUGGCCUCUGCCUCUACGCCCAAACCCAAAAUGGUUGCACUUAUUUUAGCGAACACUGCAGCUACAGGGAUGGAGAAAAUUCUAAGCUCAUAACUCCCGAGGAAUUAGCUUUACGGGUCACUUACAAAUUGCUAGACGAGAUUUACAUGGGUGGAAGCACCGACUCCUCAAAUCAAUGGCUCGCUUUUUUGCUCAUGUCCUUGACUAACCACAAAGUUUCCAGGAUUUUGACAUCCCGUCUCACUGCCUUUUCCCGAAAUACCCUAAAACUUAUCGAAGAUGUUAUUGGUGUAAAGUUUAAAAUAGACAGGUUGGGUAAUAAAAACCACGAUGAAAUGGAGCGUGAAGGUGAUAAAGAAGUUAAGGUCUUGAAUUACGUUGUGACUUGUUUGGGCGCCGGGUUCGACAAUAUCAACAAAGCGCUUAGAUGAAAUGCGAAAUAUCGAGAAAAUAAAUUUUUUUCAAGCGAAUUAUAUGUAUAAUAUCUUGUCUGAAAAAAACAUAUAUUAUUAUUAUUAUCAA
This is a messenger RNA of Gordionus sp. m RMFG-2023, 1656 nucleotides long. RefSeq names its product RNA 3'-terminal phosphate cyclase-like protein. Gene Ontology annotation, biological process: endonucleolytic cleavage of tricistronic rRNA transcript (SSU-rRNA, 5.8S rRNA, LSU-rRNA). Gene Ontology annotation, molecular function: RNA endonuclease activity. Bases 291 to 1565 code for a protein of 424 amino acids. Gene Ontology annotation, cellular component: nucleolus. The transcript is spliced from 9 exons. NCBI's taxonomy places the organism in Eukaryota, Metazoa, Nematomorpha, Gordioida, Chordodea, Parachordodidae. The record is from RefSeq and is a predicted model, not a curated record.